UUUGGUUUGCUAAGCAGCAUCUCGGGAACAGCCCCCGUGCUACAUGUUGUUUCUUGCGCUGGAUAAUUGCCCAUGAUUGGUUCACAAAUCUUGCAAAGUGAAUGAAAACACAUGAAGGCCACUGAAGGGAGUAACAAGGCUCCCAGGUGGAUCCCGGACAGGAUGCUGCAGGUGGUGCAGGAAGGCAAUCUUGCCCCAUUUGUCAUCAACACAAUGAAAAGGGGUCGAAGAGACCGAGAGCGCCAGAGGACGCCACGGGCUCCACAUCCGCUUGGACUCCAGGAAAGGCGAUACAUCUGCGAAAGCCCUAAUCAUAGAGGGAAAGACUGCUCGUUCCUGGCCCAGAAAUGAGAUGAGAAAUCCAGGGCCCCGUACGGGAAGGACUUUUGCAAAGUCUGGACUCAACUGCCUUCGCAGCCCUUGAAGUCUCUUUAGGAAGGGCUGUGGGAGAACGAGGUUGGUUUAGGAGUUGGCCCCUGCCUUGUACUACGUAGUUUUGUCAUCCAAAGUGUUUUAGAAGUGAAUUAAAUCAUAUUUCCAUCUUAUUUUGAAACACUAUAGUUCGGAUAACUUAAAACCUUAUUAAUAGUCCUCAUAAUCA
Messenger RNA from Cercocebus atys (sooty mangabey), 601 nucleotides. RefSeq lists its product as uncharacterized. The record is from RefSeq and is a predicted model, not a curated record. The transcript has 4 exons. NCBI's taxonomy places the organism in Eukaryota, Metazoa, Chordata, Mammalia, Primates, Cercopithecidae. The coding region runs from base 112 to 351 and encodes 79 amino acids.